Messenger RNA from Clonostachys solani, 1398 nucleotides. The record is from the annotation of a GenBank genome assembly. NCBI's taxonomy places the organism in Eukaryota, Fungi, Ascomycota, Sordariomycetes, Hypocreales, Bionectriaceae.
AUGGCUGCCUCUCUCUGCACACUGAGUCUGCUGCUCAUCGCUGGGGCUGUUGCCCAGACCUGCGAGUCCAACCAGCUAAAGGUCUCCUACCCAGCACCCAUCGCGGCUGAUGGCUGGGAGUACCGCCUCGUCGCUCAGGGCAUGAAGAAGCCCCGCAGUCUGCUCUUCGACUCGGACGGCGCCUUGAUCGUCCUCGACGCCGGUGUUGGCAUCCUCCGCUUUACGCUGCAGGACGAUGGCGGUUCUUGUGUCUCUGUUGCCCAGAACGCUACCCUUCUGGCGAAUAAAGAUCUGAACCACGGUCUUGCUCUCUCUGAGGAUGGAAAGACAAUCUACGCCUCCAGCCAGGAGGAUGUCUACUCGUGGGCCUACGAUUCCAAGUCGUCCAGCCUGAGCAGCGACUCUCGCCGCACCCUCAUCACCAACAUGACCAAUGAGGACCACAUGACCCGUACCCUCCUCCUCUCCCGCAAGCAGCCCGGGACUCUCAUAGUAUCCCGUGGCAGCGACGAGGACUCGGAUGCCGACGCCCAGGUGCUCAACAACGGCCUCUCCCAGAUCCGCAAGUUCGACAUUGGCAGCCUCAACGACAAGUCCCGGCCCUUCGACUUCCUCGAAGGCGACGUCCUGGGCUGGGGUCUGCGCAACUCCGUCGGCGUCGCGGAGAACCCCGUCGACGGCGGCAUCUGGUCGGUCGAGAACUCGGUCGACGAGGUCACGCGCAACGGCGAGGACAUCCAGCUGAACAACCCGGGCGACGAGCUCAACUUCCACGGGUACGUCAACGGCUCGGCCGGCUCCCUGGGCGAGACUGGCGGCAACUACGGCUACCCCCUCUGCUACGCCCUCUGGGACACGGACGGCUUCCCCAACAUCGGUGACCUCAAGACCGGCGACCAGUUCCCCGGCGGCAGCAUCAAGACGCUGAGCGACGCCACAUGCAAGAACGACUAUGUCGCUCCCCGCCUCACCUUCCCCGCCCACACUGCUCCUUUGGACAUCAAGUUCAACAAGGAUGCCACCGUGGCCUACGUCUCUUUCCACGGAAGCUUCAACCGUAAGCCCCCCGUCGGCUACAGAAUCGCCUCCAUCAACUUCUCCAACGGCCAGCCCACCUCCGCAAGCGACAGCAGGGACGCCGCCGUCGACGUCCUGACCACCCCGGACCUCGACAACUGCCCCGGCAACUGUUUCCGCCCCGUCGGCAUGGCCUGGGACUCCCGGGACCGCAUGUUCUUCGCCUCCGACUCCACCGGCGAGGUCUUCGUCCUUAGAAGGACCGACAGCAGCAGCACCAGCUCCGGGAACGGCAGCAACGAUAGCGCCGGCGCGUCACUCUUCGUGCCUAGGAUGGUCGUCGCCGUCGGUGCCGUCGUCGCCGGUCUUCUCCUGGCAUGA